This is a messenger RNA of Penicillium brevicompactum, 633 nucleotides long. RefSeq lists its product as uncharacterized. Bases 1 to 633 code for a protein of 210 amino acids. The record is from RefSeq and is a predicted model, not a curated record. Lineage: Eukaryota; Fungi; Ascomycota; Eurotiomycetes; Eurotiales; Aspergillaceae. The transcript is spliced from 2 exons.
AUGGAGGCCGAUCCAUCCCCACCCACACACCUCUCACGCGAAGAUUCCACCCUCCUGAAAAUUAUCCACUGGGACAAGCUCUUUGAAUCCGACAGUCCUCCGCGAUUAGGCAUUGAGGUUGGCAAACGGAUACCGUAUGCAACUUUGUCCGCGUUCUCCACGGGAUUGGCGCUAGGGUACUCCCACGGCAGCAAAAAGGCAGGGCUUGUGUUUCGGGCGGAAAAUGCGCAUCGCUUCCCGACGUCGUCGACCGGGUGGUUCCAAUACCACAAGACAAAAAACUAUAUUGGCAUAGUUGGAGGAGCAAAAGAUGGUGCCAGGAUGGGAUUCAAGCUUGGUGCUGGUGCACUUGCCUUCUGUCUAUUUGAGGAGACGGUUGACUACGCCCGAGAUGACGAGAGAGACUUCUUAUCCACAGUCGUCGCAGGCUUGUCAUUCUCAGGAAUAUACAGCUUACUUGCUCGUCACGACGUUUACACUGCCGCCCGCACAGCUAAGCUUGGGAUGAAACUGAGCUUUACCUAUGGAAUUCUUCAAGAUGCUCUCGAAACCCUGAAGGGUAAUCAACCUGCUUACAUUGAUUUCAUUACGGGCAACCGUCGGUCGAAAGCCGCAAAGGAAGGAUCAAUCUGA